AUGAACGGGGUGACAGACCCCUUACUGCUCCGCGUGCCGCAUGUUCCACCACCCUCCUCUUUCGGACUGGCUCACGGUAAUACGCCUUGGCUCCUGCAAGCACCUCUGCGGCUGUUAUGUGUGAUUGCUGUCGCUGCGACCCACGGCUCCUAUUGCUCUGCUGCUGCUGCUGCUGCUGCUGCUGCUCCCUUUCAGGUGGCUCAGGUGGCCUGGACAACGCCAUCCCAUGAUUCCACUGUGAAGGUCCGGUAUCUUCACCGUUCUCGAGCCCCUCGGCAGCUCCUCCUUGCCCUUGGCCCCUCUCUGCUCUUCUCCAUCUCCCAUCAUUGGUCCGGUCCGCCUGUCAAUCACCCGAUGACGUGGGUUGGAUUUUCCCUGCAGCUGGAAGGGCCAGAAACCCGAGACGCCUGA
Messenger RNA from Penicillium macrosclerotiorum, 411 nucleotides. RefSeq lists its product as uncharacterized. The record is from RefSeq and is a predicted model, not a curated record. The transcript has a single exon. Lineage: Eukaryota; Fungi; Ascomycota; Eurotiomycetes; Eurotiales; Aspergillaceae. Bases 1 to 411 code for a protein of 136 amino acids.